Meloidogyne enterolobii is the source of this 740-nucleotide messenger RNA. Lineage: Eukaryota; Metazoa; Nematoda; Chromadorea; Rhabditida; Meloidogynidae. The record is from the annotation of a GenBank genome assembly.
AUGCCGGUAGCCGUUCGUGGACGUGCAGAUGAUUGGUCUGGUGUUAUAAUUUGCCUGCUGCUGCUCAACAUGGUUCUGCUGCUCUACAUGUUGCUGCUGAUAUCCGGUGGUUUUUAUCCUUUUUAUUUUUUUAAAUUUAAUUACCAAAAUAAUUUUUUUUAUUUUUCAUAUUUUUUUGCUUGUGGUGGCGUGGCUCAACAUGGAUGGAUGGUCUUCAUGGUCUGGCGGGUUUUCUUUUUUAUUUAUUUAAAUAAUUAAAUAAAAUUAAUUUUAUUAUUUUUUUAUAUUUUUUUUUGCUUGUGGUGGGUGGUGGUCAACAUGCUCUUGGUUGGUCAAUAUGCUAUUGGUUGGUCAAUAUGCUAUUGGUGGUAUUCAACGUGCUUUUGGAUGGAAUGGUGGUGGCUGGUUUUAAAUUUUUAAAAAUUUUAAAAAUAAAUAAAUUUAAAUUUUUUUUUAUUAUUUUUAAAAAAAAUUUUUGUUUGCUGUGGUGGCAUGUUCAACAUGCUCUUCAUGGUGGUGUUCCAAGUGCUCUUCAUGAUGGUGGUGGUCCAAGUGCUCUUCAUGGUGGUGGUCUUUAUGGCCUUCCGGCCUGGUAAAAAAUUACUUUUUAUUGAAAAAGCAAAAAUUGGCAAAAAAUAGCGCACGCGCCCCGCAUUUCUUUUUCUUCAUUUUCUUGUUGUCCUUGUCUUGUUUUUGUACAAUUUUAAAACAUUUUUAUUUUGCCGAUUUAGAAAAAUGUG